Messenger RNA from Didymodactylos carnosus, 324 nucleotides. Lineage: Eukaryota; Metazoa; Rotifera; Eurotatoria; Philodinida; Philodinidae. The record is from the annotation of a GenBank genome assembly.
AUGGCUACUACUGUGCCUAAUAAUACUGUUACAUCUACAACAAUGUCGGCUCCAACUUCAUCCGGUAGUGCAAAAGUAACAUUUAAAAUUACAUUGACAUCCGAUCCAAAACUUCCUUACAAAGUACUAUCAGUUCCAGAAAAUACUCCAUUUACCGCUGUUUUGAAAUUUGCAGCUGAAGAAUUUAAAGUACAAGCAGCUACUAGUGCAAUCAUUACGAAUGAUGGAAUCGGUAUUAAUCCAAGUCAAACAGCAGGAAAUGUUUUUCUUAAACAUGGAGCUGAACUUCGUUUAAUUCCACGUGAUCGUGUUGGAAAUUAUUGA